ACAGUUCUUGAAAUUAAAAGACAAGAUUCCUUAAACUAUUACAAUUUAGAACUGAAAAAAGGUUAACACUUCCCAGUUCCCACCCAGAUCUAAAUCCAACUAACAAUACUAAUAAUAUUCUGAUACAAAUAUUUCACCACAAUUUUCUUCACUUAUUUCACUCUUCAACCUAAGAAACAUAAGCUUAAACAUUCACCAUUCUCUUCAACUCAUUCUAUAAACACCCUUGUUACAACUCUAUCAAAGUUGCACUCUUUAAUCACUUCUCAAGGUUAAUCUCUUUCAGUUCCAUUCACAAUCUUCUCCAAGACUAAAAAGUUAGAGAUCUAUACAUUCUGAUCAUUUGGGUAUAUCUGAGGAACAAUCACAUUCACAUCAGUGUCUGAAGCAACUAACACAGUGAGUGACCCUUUGAAUAAAGAGCCUAAAGGGUAUCUAAGGAUCUCUGAAAUCUGUUGAAUUUCAGUGGUUUUUGUAACAAAAAGUGUAAAAGGGUUAUUUACUAUUCAGCAACAUGGGGGCUGGAAAUGGUUUAUUUUAUCCAUUAUUUGCUUUUGCAACGGUGGUGUUUUUCAUUUAUACGUCAUUUGGGGAUGUAAGGUUUGGUUUUGAGGAAGAAAUUGAAUUGGGUUUUGUGGAGAGAAAAGGGUCUCAAUUUGUGUUGGAUGGAAAAGCUUUUUAUAUUAAUGGGUGGAAUUCUUAUUGGUUAAUGGUUCAAUCAGUGGAUGCUUAUACAAGGCCUAGGGUACGUGAAAUGUUCAAAGCUGGGGCUAAAAUGGGUCUCACUGUUUGUAGAACUUGGGCAUUUAAUGAUGGUGACUAUAAUGCCCUUCAAACUUCCCCUGGUGUAUUCAAUGAAGAAGCUUUCAAGGCCUUGGACUAUGUCAUAGCCGAAGCAAGGAGACAUCGAAUUAGGCUGCUUCUCAGCUUAGUAAAUAACUUGCGUGCAUAUGGUGGGAAGGAUCAGUAUGUCAAAUGGGCAUGGCAAGAAGGGGUAGGGUUAAGCUCAUCUAAUGAUUCUUUCUUCUAUGAUCCAUCAAUUCGAAGUUAUUUCAAAAGUUAUGUCAAGACUAUUCUGACAAGGAAGAAUACUAUCACUGGAAUUGAAUAUAGGCAUGACCCUAUCAUUUUUGGUUGGGAAUUGAUUAACGAACCUCGGUGUGUAACCGAUCCUUCUGGUGACACUCUCCAAGAUUGGAUAGAGGAGAUGUCAACUUUUGUCAAAUCGAUCGACAAGAAACAUUUGGUGACUGUUGGGCUUGAAGGUUUUUACGGUCCUAAUGACCCGAAAAGGUUGACUGCCAAUCCACCAGAGGAGUGGGCAUCCAAACUUGGAUCUGAUUUCAUUAGGAACUCACAAACCUCAAAUAUUGACUUCACCUCUGUCCAUAUUUACGCUGACCAUUGGUUUCAUAAGCAAGUUUUUGAAGACUAUAUGAAAUUUGUCUCCAAGUGGAUGCAUUCUCACAUUGAAGAUGGAGAUAAUGUAUUGAACAAACCUGUAUUGUUCUCUGAAUAUGGAUUAUCAGACACAGUCAAGAACUUUUCAUUGUCUAACCGAGAAACGAUGUACAAAACAAUUUUAGACAUAUCCUUCAAUUCUGCUAAGAAAAACCGGUCUGGAGCAGGCGCUUUGGUUUGGCAGUUCUUAGUUGGCGGAAUGUCCGAGUUAAUCGAUGAUUUCGGGAUGGUUCCAUGGGAAAGGUCAUCAACCUAUUCGCUAUUUAUUAAACAUUCAUGCAGAUUAACCAAGGUCAACAAGGGAUUGACUCAACAGAACCCAAGUUUCAAACAAUUGUGCUAGUGAAAUUAUGGAAAUCACAAUUAUAAAGGAAAUGGGUUUUUGUGUGGCUAAAGAAUGCUAAUGAGUGCAUGGCUUGUUUUGUACAAUAUCCUGUUUUUUUUUCUUCAUAAUUAUUGUUGCUGUUGGGGUGCAUAGUGGGGUAUAUAUGUUUUGCAUUAGAUUAGAUAAUCUAUUUUAAAGUUUGUAAUCAAGAUAUACAAAAUCUUCAAGUAGAAGAAAAAGUUUUUGAAUUUAUACAAGUAAUAUCCUUUAAUCCAAUCGGCACCCUCUGGCAGUUUGGCUUUA
This is a messenger RNA of Cicer arietinum (chickpea), 2089 nucleotides long. Its product is annotated as mannan endo-1,4-beta-mannosidase 2-like. Gene Ontology annotation, biological process: polysaccharide catabolic process. The record is from RefSeq and is a predicted model, not a curated record. Lineage: Eukaryota; Viridiplantae; Streptophyta; Magnoliopsida; Fabales; Fabaceae. Gene Ontology annotation, molecular function: mannan endo-1,4-beta-mannosidase activity.